AUGUCAAGAUCUGCGACAGCCGCAGAUAAGGUAUGGAGGCGCAUGUCGACGAGCGAGCAUCGGAAUGCUGGUACGGAUAGGUACUCCGUAUUUGCAUGGGCCAUGGGGAAGCGUGAGGCGUCGCCGACUUGGACGGACGGGUCGGAGAUGUUUGUGGCGCUGGGCAACCCUGAUGCCGCUGGUUUGGAGCGGCGGUCGGCGAGGUGCACCGCCAGCGCUUCGCCCAGUAUCCCCGACUCGACUGAAAUAUCCGAGUUCCAUCACGGCGGCUGCGGCUGUGCACUACCCAACAUCAAGCCCAGAGACAGGAACCCAGCCACUGCCGUGAGGUGCGGCGACGGGACGGUGACGGUGACGGCAGAAUGCCACCUGAGUGGAGGAGGGCAGGACGGGAGCACGCGUAAGACGGGGGAGGUGGGUGAACACCGAGGUCUGAGGUCUGAGGUCGAGGACGGUCGGGUGUCGUAG
Messenger RNA from Colletotrichum orchidophilum, 468 nucleotides. RefSeq lists its product as uncharacterized. Bases 1 to 468 code for a protein of 155 amino acids. Lineage: Eukaryota; Fungi; Ascomycota; Sordariomycetes; Glomerellales; Glomerellaceae. The transcript has 3 exons. The record is from RefSeq and is a predicted model, not a curated record.